Dermacentor andersoni is the source of this 763-nucleotide messenger RNA. RefSeq lists its product as uncharacterized. Lineage: Eukaryota; Metazoa; Arthropoda; Arachnida; Ixodida; Ixodidae. The record is from RefSeq and is a predicted model, not a curated record.
CGCAUUGCCAUUCCGUCCUCUUCUGUGGUUCUGUCCGAAAGGUCACCACUAAAGACUGAAAAAAAACAAGUCAUCAUGGCAGCACUCACCGGAGCACUUGCCGUACUCUUGACCCUGCACGUGUGCACUGCAGAGGAGACUCCAUUCAGCGUGUCAAUCGGACCUUGCCCUGGCAUUCCCCAAGUGGAUUUCACGGAGCGCAUAAGCACCUAUCUGAGGCGAAUUCCCAACAACCUAACUCUCCCACACUUCUACGAGCGCAACGAAGCAAUGGGAUUGCAGCUCGGCAACCCUACCCUUACGGGCCUUGGAGACCUGUGGACUUACAAGCCUUACACCAGCGCCUGCUUUGCCCAGACUACCACGUACGUCGAGGUUGUCGCCUUCGCUCGCGUGCCGCUCGUUACUACCGUGAACUGGAGGGACAGCAGCGGAGGAUCAGGGCAUAUGGGUGUAAAGGUGUCCAGCAGCCAACUUCGUCUCGUCUUCAAGGUGGCUCCAACGAGUGACGACCCUGUUAAACUGGAGCUAUCAAGAAUCUACCCUGUGAGCCUCGAAGACGCCGAAAUGUUUACUUCAGGCGCCCCGAUGUGGUUCAGCAGGAUGGUGCACUACUCCAGCGUCAUUAUGAAGCAUCAAAUCGAGCAGUUCUGGAGUUACCUCCUUCGCAGGGAUGCACAGUUUCUUAUCAGAGGUCAGCGUGCCCGGGCGUAAGAACGCUUCUAAUCCGCUGCCAUGUAUGAAUAAACUCAUGUAAAACUGG